UCGGCCCGCCUUUUCCCGCCUGCCAGAGCCGAGAGUGGUUGACCCUUCCAGGAGAUGGUCUCUGCCCUUGCCUUGGUGACGCAGAUGCUGACGUCUCGGCCCACAUUCCUAUCCGAGAAGCUCCGCCUUUUCCUUCUGAGCCCAGAAGCCGGUGCCUUCCGCCGCGCAGCCCUCGCCGUCGCUCUUUGCAGGAUGAAGAUCUGGAGCUCGGAACACGAAUUCGGGCAUUCAUGGGAUACUGUAAUAAAAGCUGCAAUGAGAAAAUACCCCAAUCCUAUGAACCCAUCAGUGGUAGGAGUUGAUGUCUUGGACCGAAGCCUUGAUAAUCAAGGAAGAUUACAUAGUCAUCGCUUACUUAGUACAGAAUGGGGUCUACCAAAUAUUGUAAAAGCUAUUUUGGGAACAAAUAGAACUGUUACAUACAUUAAAGAACAUUCAGUAGUUGAUCCAGUGGAAAAGACAAUGGUAUUGAGCUCCACAAAUAUAACGCUUACGAAUCUUGUAUCAGUGGAUGAACGAUUAGUUUAUACACCUCAUCCUGAAAAUCCUGAAAAAACUCUUCUAACUCAAGAAGCAAUUAUUACAGUAAAAGGUGUUAGUCUCAGUAGUUACUUAGAAACUUUAAUGGCCAACACAAUAUCGUCUAAUGCUAGAAAGGGGCGUGAAGCUUUAGAAUGGGUGAUUGGUGAACUAACUUCAACACGAGACAGUAUGAAAUCAACAAUGGCAGCUGCUUCAAUGGAAAACUGAUGAACUGUCACAAUCUUUAUUUUUCCACUUAAUUUUUUGUUAUUGUUGUUGCUGAGGCAAAUACUUUUUUGAUAUACAUACGGUAUAUAGGCAGGCAGAGAGAAUGAGAGAAUUUUUUAAUUUAUAAUCAGUUUUACAGGACACUUUUUUUUCCUCUUAACACUGAUGCAUUUGGGGGACCUACUGCAUUAUAGUUAAGUUUAUUUUUAUGUUUUUAUAUGGAUUCAAGAUAUAGAUACCUAAUUCUCCACAGGACAGCGACCUCAAAUUCAAGCUAUUUACAUGGAUUUCAAACUGAAAGAAUGAUUGAAGAUUAGUCUACAUAAAUACCAAGCUGUGUUUUGAUGAAGAGCUAUGUGAAUACACUUUUGAAUGUGCUGCUCUUUUUGCUGCUUGAAUCUUAGCAUUUAUUUUUUUAAGUACAGUUGUAGUUCUUUGAUGAAGUGCACAGGUAACAAAAUAUGGAGAUUCUGUCAACCUAUAAUGGCUAUUUAUUUUAUUGUCAUUGCACCUCGUAAAAGGAAAUUAAAUGCCACCUUCAGUGUUUAUUUGAGGGAGGGGGGUGGAAUGCCAGUCCAAAAUAAUAUUUUUCAAAGUUGAACAACUUUAAGAUAUGUAUACCUCAACUCCCUGGAAGUUGAAGUCCACAUAUCUUAAAGUUACCAAGUUUGAAAAACAUUGAUCCAAAAGAGAUAUACUGUAGAGGCAUGCUCUGAUUAAUUUCCUUAAUUUUGCAGCAUGGCCUCUUGUUUUAAAGAAGCCUGUUUGGAGAAUAUACCAAACAGUGCUCCUUGGCGAGUUACAUUGUUUGUUUCAGGUUUCUGUGGUAUUAUUUUUGCACUGUUUGUAGAGGGAUGAACAAGAAAUGCCAACAUUUUACCUCUUUAUUUAUAUUCAAAGCACUGCUAAAAAUAGAGGAGCAGAUACUUUGCUAUAAGAUAGUAAUCUGAAUAUUUAGUGCAUUAUUUAUUUUGAAAUGGGUUUGUUCUAAUCAUUUGUCAAAAGCCAACUAAUACUUCAGAGGGAAAUACUAGAAAUAAAAAGCCGGUAGAGAUAUUUUCAUACACUUAGGAUAACUUGCUUGCUUAACUCAUUAUUUCACAUCAUGGAUUAGAAGGUUGCAAAAAGGUUUUCUAUACCAGACUGUAUUUCACAUCCUGCUUUGGGAAUUGGGUUUAUCCUAUCCAUAGAACUGUAUCUUUCACAUGUUGUGAAACUCAAAUUAUUGCUCUUUGGAGCCAAUAGCCUUCAUAAAGUUAGUUCAAAUAUUGGUUCCGAAUUUCAAAAUUCAAUGGAAUGUUCUUUCUAUUACAAAUUAGAAAUAGUUUUAGUAAUGAAGACAAGUUGGAGAACAGCUGUUUUAAGUUAUGAAAGGAGUCUGUAACUUUGUAUCUCAGAGAGUAUGCAGUAAAAAUUGGCUUGGAUAUUACAAAGAUUUCAUGAAAUAGAAUUAGUUUUCAGUCAUUUUUAAAGCUAAGUUUUGUUUGCAUAUCUUUACAUUUCAUAUAAUUUAAGUUUUUAUUUUUCUACAAGUAGUUCACUAAAGAAUGAAAACCUGCUUUGUGGUAUUUUCUCUAGAAAUUGGAAGCAGGAAACAUUUUAAAUCAUAGCAUAUCCAAGUAAUUUCAAAGCUUUAAAAGGGGAAGGUGUAAGGCACAUAAUUGCUUUAUUUCCAGAGUUUUUUCAGAGAAACACAAACUGAAGAAUGUCUUUACUAUAGGAAAACUACAAUCCUAUUCCCUAUCCGUAAUCCUGCUAAAUUCUUUCUGUUGCCAAGGCUUUUCCAGUCUAUAGAUUUAUCUAUACCACCAUUUUACAUUUACUCAUUCAUUUGUUGGCAUUACUAUGUAAUUAGCAACACUAAUGGCAGGAAUAAUUCCCUAUGUAUGAAAGAGAUCAACAGGGUCUAUAGUGUCAAAAUGUGCAAGAUGAUGGAUGCAACAUUGCUAUCUUACUGAUUUGGAAAUUUCCUAUGAACCCUGCUGAAUGAAGCCUUUCACUAAGAAAGCAAAAGCAAAAUGUUACUGAUCUCCAACUUACUCCAUCUCACACUCUAACAGAGUAAAAUAGAUCAAGGAGAAUUGGCAAGGAAAAUAAUAGUUUUAAGAUUGUAUUUUCAGUUUAACUGAAGAAGUGUAACCUUUAUGCUCUGCACCACUUCCAGAAACUAAUAGUGACUGUAUGCAAGUGUCUUUUCAGGUUCAUUAUCUGCCAAUGUUAGUUGCAUGUUCAAAUGUUUAGUUUAUACUGUCCUUGAAUCCAUUUGGUCCUUAAUUGGUCUUGUAACCUCUUUAUUUGCAUGUGUUUUUUGUUUGCAUUUAAAAAUUCCUCAGUGUAAAUUAAGACAAAACUAUGUAUCUUCAAAAGAUGUAGAAGUAUUUGGAAUAGGUGAAACUGUUUAUGCCAUGAUCAGAGACAUCUGUGCAAAUUUUAUUUUCUAUCUGAUUGGCUAUUAAAAUAGAAAAAUGCUAUCUUCCCUGAUAAUGGGGUCCAGUUUCUAGAAUAAAGAAAUCUUGAUUUUAA
This is a messenger RNA of Pantherophis guttatus, 3273 nucleotides long. RefSeq names its product PRELI domain containing 3A (gene PRELID3A). NCBI's taxonomy places the organism in Eukaryota, Metazoa, Chordata, Lepidosauria, Squamata, Colubridae. The record is from RefSeq and is a predicted model, not a curated record. Gene Ontology annotation, cellular component: mitochondrial intermembrane space.